Molecule: messenger RNA, 733 nt
Organism: Alnus glutinosa
Lineage: Eukaryota; Viridiplantae; Streptophyta; Magnoliopsida; Fagales; Betulaceae
Product: autophagy-related protein 8f
Exons: 6
Coding region: 155-523 (122 amino acids)
Biological process (GO): cellular response to nitrogen starvation
Source: RefSeq, a predicted model, not a curated record
UAAUGAUUAUUAUCUAUUACGAUAUUGCAGUUCAUAAAUAGUUGAAAAACCAAGCAAAGCCGUCUGAUUUUCUCUAUCUUCAACCAACGAGCUUCGUUGAGUUCUGCUCGGAAAAGCUCCCCCUUUUCGGCUCGUCUUCGUAAGGGAAAAAAAAAUGGCAAAGAGUUACUUCAAGCAAGAGCAUGAUCUUGAGAAGAGACGCGCGGAGGCUGCUAGGAUCAGGGAGAAAUACCCUGAUAGGAUUCCGGUUAUUGUGGAGAAGGCAGAGAGAAGUGAUAUCCCAAGCAUCGAUAAGAAAAAGUACCUUGUUCCAGCUGACCUGACGGUGGGACAAUUUGUCUAUGUCAUCCGCAAAAGGAUUAAACUGAGUGCUGAAAAGGCAAUCUUUAUAUUUGUGGACAAUGUCCUUCCACCGACGGGUGCUAUCAUGUCUGCCAUAUACGAGGAGAAGAAGGAUGAAGAUGGGUUUCUGUAUGUUACUUACAGUGGUGAAAACACAUUUGGGCAUCAGAUUCCACUGUAGUCUUUGAUUUUUCUAAUUGCCGCCUUCUUUCUUUACAUCUUCACCGUAUUUGAUUUGCUUGUUGCCGUCACCGUUGCCUCGUGCAGGAUAAUUUGGUUAUUGUGCCUAUAUCCAAAAACCUACCUGUGGUUUUAUGCAAAGGUAUAUAUUUGUACAGGUUAAAACUCUUAAGAACCAGGUGAAUGUUAAAUUUCCUGCCUUUUUUAACAA